AUGGCACAAAAUUCAAUGUAUUCUUUAGUUAGUAGGAAAGUCGCAAAGAAAGAAAUAGUAUUAAUCAAAUAUGAAACCAUCCAAAAACGACCAACUAUAAGUUUAGUGGAAAACUUUGAAGGGGCCAAUGACGAAGACAUUAAGAAACUGAUACUAGAACUUAAGCCAAUUGAACAUGAAAACGUGCUUAAGGUCUUUGGUCUUACAUUUGAUGAAAAUAACAGAUGUUAUUAUGUUGUCCGAGAAUAUGCUAAAAAUGGUGAUUUACGCACUUAUCUUUCGGUUUCUUCGCUAGCAUGGAAUGAUAAAUAUUCAUUAUCACUCCAAAUCGUCAAUGAUCGACGACCUAAUUGUGCAUAUAUUCUUGAUGAAUUAAAUGCACAAAAGACGACUAUCAAAUCUCAUAGACUUAGUGAUCCUAAUUCGAAAUAUGGGAAAUUACAACAAUUAAGAAUAGAGUUUAUUAAUCUUUUCAGUUUAAAUAAAGGUAAAAAUUGUAGAGAAUACGAUUUUGUUCAUGGAGAAGGGAUUAUUUUACGUGAUGAUGGAGAAUUAAAAAUACAAAAAACCAUCCAGUCAACUCCAAUUAUUUAUUUUUCGAAAAAAGGUUCUGUGUUUUCUGAUAUUAUUAUGGAUGUAGAACCAGAAAAUGAUUAUAUGAGGAUCCAUUUUCCAAUUUGUACAGUUCAGUACCAAAGUGAGGCAACGGAUGAAUUUAUUCUUGACAUCAAAAAUACAAUGAGCAUUCCAGAUAAAAGUAAGAAACUAGAAAUGUUAAAAAAGAAAUUAAAUAGCUAUGGUGAUUAUAUAGUUACUGAAGCCAUUCUUGGUGGCGCUAUUACAAUUAAAAAUUGGUCCAAGAUUGAUGAUGCAUAUAAAUCUCGUUUAAAGUCCUACAUUAAAUGGGGAAUUGACUAUGCAAAGGGUAAAAAAUUAAAUGUUUUUGAAAAUGUAUCACUUGAUGGCUUGCCUCCAUUACCUUCGUUCGAAGCCUCAGAACCUAUGAAAUGUGUUGGAGAUUUAUACAAUUGGCUUAAAGACUUAUAUCGUUAUAAAAAUUUGGAGAUAAUAUCAUAUGAAAAGAUUAAACCAUCCUAUCAGUCAUUGCCGAAUGAUUUAAUUCAGCAAAUACACCAAUGUUCUAGUCCUCAUUUAAGUAAAACCUACUCAUCAUUAGUUCCUCAAAUACCUUCUCAAUACGAUAGUAAAGAUGUUUUGGAAUGGAUAAAAUCAUCAAAACCCCCAUUAGAAUUAUACAUGCGUGACUGGAUACAUAAUAAUUUAUUGCAACAUGGGGUACUUUUACAACGUUCUAAGCUAGGACAUGGAACAAAACCUGCAUUAAAAUUUUUGAAGGAACCUGAAAUAACUCCGAUAAAUAAAGUUACUAUUUUAAUAUCACAACCUCAAACUCUCCAAGAAGCUUAUCUAUUAGAAAAUGGCAUUAUUUUAAAAGAUGAAUUAGAACUUGAUAGCAUCCCCUUUGCUGAAUACAAUUCAUCGCUUGAUCGUCCAUUAGUGGAGUUCAAGAAUUCUAAAUGUUCUGAUAAAGUUUAUUGCCAAGUAAUUUUCCAUGCGGUGAAGAUUUCUUUUGACCCUUCAAGCAUCAAAUACCUACAACAAUUUUCAGAUGCAGUGGGCUCUACUUUAGAAACUCAUGAACCAUUUAAUAAUCUCUGCACGCUGUUUGGAAAUGAUUAUGGACAUUUGUUAUCAAGAAUUUUUACUUUAGGUGGAAUUUUAUCAAGGUCAUUUAAGCCUCGUAAUGACCUAACAAAUUUUAUUCAUGCACGAAAAUUUGAAUUUGAUAUAAAUGAUCCUGAUGCGCCUCAAGAAAUUGAAGAAAUUUUAAAAAUAUGGAGUGGAGAAUCACAAGACAUUGAUACUUCAUUAUUUCUUAAUAAUGAUGGGGAUAUUAUUCGUCGCAGUAACAUUGGAGAUUGGUGGAAAACUCUUGCUGAUAGUCCUAGCAAUUGGAAAGUUAUAUCUUCAGAAAAUUGGAUGCCAUUAUAUAAAGUUUUAGAUAAUACAAAUCAAAAUAUUGAAGCUAUUUUGAAUAAUGAAUUUCAUCUCGUUUUUAAUGGAAAAGAAUCAUUAAAUAAGAAUCAAACCACAGUAAUUAUUAAAUUUCCUGGAACAAUUGAAAAUAAUUAUUAUAUUUUUGGAAAUGUUGUGAAAGAAAAUAAUGAAGGUGAUUUGGAAAUAAUUCCGGAGACUACUGUUCAAUUUAGGUAUCAAAAUAAGGACGGAUGUGCUGCAUAUAUUCUCAAAAAUCGCAAUUUAAAAUUUCUUUGGUUUGUGCUUGCUAAACCAAAUGGAUAUUAUAGUAAUAAGAACAGAAAUGUUAAGUUCACCUAUGGUGAACUUGACAUUGAUAAUAGUCAGUCUGAGAUUACAUUGAACAGUGAAAAUAUUUAUUCAAAUUGCGUUCUUAUGACUUCAUUUGUUCCCAAAACACAAGAUGACACGAUCAUUCAUGAUAUUGCACUCAAAGCUUGGACAAAAGCAACGAUUGAAUUAAAAGUUCAGAGAAAAGAACGAAGUGAUAAUUUAAAUCAGGAAGUUAUAAAGAAGAUUGGACUAAUUGGCACUUCAGAUGAAGAUUCAAGCGACGAUUCUGAAAGCACGAUUGGAAAUAAUUCAGCACAAGAAUCUCAUGAGAAGACGACUCUUCAAUGGUGUAUAAUUUAUGCAAACGAAAGAGAACCAAUGAAAAGUGAAGAUAAAGGGACAUAUCCGUGGAAUUUAUUUGGAAUCGUCCUUGAUGAAAAUUUCAAAAAAAUUAAUUUUAAGGAAUCAUAA
Messenger RNA from Racocetra persica, 2802 nucleotides. NCBI's taxonomy places the organism in Eukaryota, Fungi, Glomeromycota, Glomeromycetes, Diversisporales, Gigasporaceae. The record is from the annotation of a GenBank genome assembly.